This is a messenger RNA of Osmerus eperlanus (European smelt), 7140 nucleotides long. RefSeq names its product Rho guanine nucleotide exchange factor (GEF) 1a (gene arhgef2a). The transcript has 29 exons. NCBI's taxonomy places the organism in Eukaryota, Metazoa, Chordata, Actinopteri, Osmeriformes, Osmeridae. The record is from RefSeq and is a predicted model, not a curated record. Gene Ontology annotation, molecular function: guanyl-nucleotide exchange factor activity; microtubule binding. Gene Ontology annotation, cellular component: ruffle membrane; cytoskeleton. Bases 223 to 3645 code for a protein of 1140 amino acids. Gene Ontology annotation, biological process: actin filament organization; positive regulation of neuron differentiation; cell morphogenesis.
GGCUAAACUUAAGCUUUUCAGAGCUCGCGUGGACUUCUGCAUUGAGGGUUCUUUUUCUGACUACAAUCACCUCAAGUUCAGCUUUCAUCAAAUCCGUUGAAAGACAGCACCCGUUGUGGAGGAAUUUAGAAACUGUGAUGACACUCUUCUGCCAGUAGGGGGAGCAGUAAAGCCUCAUUUGGAGUAUGGGUCCUUGAGAACCGCUCUUAUCUGAACCACAGGAUGCCGAGCACAGCUCCUUCCUCCGCCAUCCCUCCUGGCUCUCAGUGUGCCACGCCACCCCCCGUGGCCCCCUGCCCCUCCCCACCAUGCCCAGGUCCAGUGGAGGGUGGGGUGACCCUGCGCUCCCCGGCCACACGGCACCUGACCCACCUGGACCCCUGGAGGAGACACAGCUGGGAGCCCGGGGCAGUGGUUGUGAGGCAGCAGAAGGCCGACCCGCAGAACGACAUCCGCAGUGUGAGUCUGGAGAACCUGGAGCCUGGGGAGAUGGAGAAGGUUCUGGGUUCCGUCCUGGGGACCCGGCGAAUGCGGGACCCCCGUAGGACCCCCAUCACCCAGGAAGGCUCCCUGUCCUCGCUCACAGAGGAGGAGGUGGGCUUUGACCCACAGCACUACUCUCUACUGGAGGAGCAGGCGAACAAGCUGCAGGGCUGCAGUGCCUCAGCGCCCAGCCUCAGUGUGGAGCGUCGCUCCACACUCAAUAAUUCUGCCCCCCGGCCACGCUCCAACUGCUAUGAGACUUUACCACACUACCAACUCGGAGGAUCCACGCAGAGUGUGGGUAGUGACCUGGGGCUCCUGCACUGGGAGAAGGAGGGAAGCUGGACGGAGAUCGAGAGAGGGGAGGACAAGGAGGAGAGGACUGGCAGCCCUCUGGAACGGACUCUCAGUUUCUUACGCAAGAUGGCGGGCAAUCGCAAGAACAAGGAGAAGGAGCGCAUGAGGGAGCGAGAGAAAGAGGCUCGGGAGAGGGAGGCUCGCUACAGCAACGGCCACCUCUUCACCUCCCUCACCAUCUCUGGUACCACGCUCUGCUCAGCCUGCAACAAGAGCAUCACCGCCAAGGAGGCCCUGAGCUGUCCCACCUGCAACGUUACCAUCCAUAACCGCUGUAGAGACACACUGCCUAACUGUGCCAAGAUGAAACAGAGGCAACAAAAGAUGGCUCUCAUGAGGAACAACUCUUCUAACGUUACUCUUCGUACCAAAACCCCCCUGAUGCGGGAGCGGCCCAGCUCGGCCAUCUACCACUCAGACAGCCUCCGCCAAUCCCUGCUGGGCUCCCGUCGUGGACGCUCCGGCCUCUCCCUCUCCAAGAGCGUCUCCACCAAUAAUAUUGCAGGGAGCCUGAAUGAUGACUCUCCCCUGGGCCUGCGCAGGAUCCUGUCCCAGUCCACAGACUCCCUCAACUUCAAGAACAGAGCCAUGUCCAUGGAGUCUCUCAACGACGAGGGAGAAGUCUACUACGCCUCGAUGCUGGAGGAGAUGGAGAUAGAGGGGCGGGACUUUGAGGCCGACUCCUGGAGCAUGGCGGUGGACUCCGCCUACCUCCAGACGCAUCGUAAAGACGUCAUCAAGAGGCAGGACGUCAUCUACGAGCUGAUCCAGACGGAACUGCACCACGUGCGCACGCUGCGCAUCAUGGAGCGGGUGUUCCGCCAGGGCAUGCUGGAGGAGGUGCAGCUGGAGCCGGGCGUGGUGCACGCCAUCUUCCCCUGCCUGGACCGCCUGAUGGCGCUACACGGGCGCUUCCUGGCGCAGCUCCUGACCCGGCGCAACCACAGCCUGGAGCCGGGCUCCUCGUACAACUUCACCAUGCACCAGCUGGGCGACGUGCUGCUGGAGCAGUUCUCAGGCCAGUAUGCUGAUGAGAUGAGGAAGACUUACGCCGAGUUUUGCAGUCGACACCUGAAGGCUGUAAAACUGUACAAGGAGCUGCUGGCCAGAGACAAGAGGUUCCAGUACUUCAUACGGCGGGUGAGUAGAGGUCAGCUGCUGCGUCGCCAUGGUAUCCAGGAGUGCAUCCUGUUGGUCACCCAGCGCAUCACCAAGUACCCGGUCCUAUUCCAGCGUAUCCUCGACAACACCAAAGACAACGAAGAGGAAGCUCAGUCGUUUGUCCAGACUCUGGUUGCGGUCAAAGAACUGCUCAGCUCGAUCGACCAACAGGUUCUGGAGCUGGAGCGGACCCAGAGGCUGCAGGAGAUCCAGGCUCGGUUAGACCCACGAGCCGAAGCCAAGGUGAGAGAUGGGCAGCUGUUCCGAGGAGGCGAACUGCUCAGGAGAAGGCUCAUCCACGAGGGCACGCUGCUCUGGAAAAACCCUGGCUCCAGGCUCAAAGAUGUGCAGGUCCUUCUGAUGACAGACAUCCUCGUUUUCCUGCAGGAGAAAGACCAGCGAUACAUUUUCCCAUCUCUGGAUAAGCCUCCAGUCUUGUCUCUGCAGAACCUAAUACUGAGGGACAUAGCCAAUCAGGAGCGAGGUCUUUUCCUCAUCAGCGACUCCUCCCCUCCAGAGAUGUAUGAGGUCCACGCAGCUUCGAAAGAGGACAAAAACACCUGGAUACGCGUCAUUCAGCAGACAGUUAGGAGUUGUCCAUCUCGAGAGGAGUUUCCUCUCAUAGAGACUGAGGACAAGGCCCUUCUGAGAAGACUGAAAGCUGACAUCCAGCAGAAGGACCGAGAGGUGUUGGAACUUCUCCAGGAGAGGGUCACCCUUUUCUCUGACCUGGCCGAGGUCACAGGGGGUCAAGAGGUCACACUGCCCCCCAACUCCCGCAACCUGUUCCGGGCCGACACGCCCCAAGCCCCCCGGGGAGAGAAACUACUCAUGGACGCCAUCGCAGAGGUGGACAGGCUGAGUGAGAUCCUGCUGGGCUCAAACUUUGAGAUCCCUCUCCCCUGCACUUUCACCAGACAGCAGAACCACACGGGGGCGCUAGUGAUAAAUGGUCAGGAGAUGGUCAUCAAUGGAGCAAACGAGGCCCCAGCACCAAAGGAUCGCAAUGGGAAUCAAACAGGAGAAAAGCCGCCCAAUGAGGAAGUAUGUCAGAGGCUGGUUAAUCUUAGUGCCCAUCUUCACGCUCUCCAGGCUGCUGUGAUAAAGCAGGACUCCAUCCUGGAGCGGCCCGAGGCGGCAGCCCCCGCGGGCAGGGUGUGGCGCUCCCUGUCCCGGGACGCAGGCAUGGCUGAGGCCAGCACAGGGGCAGCCAUUGGGGAGCUGACCCUGCUGCAGAGACAGCACAGCCUGCUCCAGGAGGAGCUGGGCAGGCUGAGAGGGGCCGAGGGCCGGCUGAAGGACAGUGAGAAGGCCCGCGUCCAGCUGGAGAGGCAGGUCCGCGACAUGAAGGCCAACAGCACCCCCGUCGCAUCUGCGGAAGGUCCCGGAAGCUCAGAGAAGACACCAACUCCACGCAGAGGGAGUGAGACAGCCCCCAGCGGCGACGCUGCAUUGGCUGGCCAGGAAUCCGUCGACCAGUCAGACGGCCUGCAGGACUGCAGCGAUGUGGAAGUGGACGUGACGUCAGACGAGGAGGAUGAAAAAGUGUCACCGCGCUCCGAGAGCCCCCGAGAUCUCCAGGACAUUCCAGAAGAGAGCGAAGCAGGAACAGACCCACGAGAUACUAACGUGUCACAUUGCUAAUGACCGCUAUUCAAACAUGGCCUUCAAAAUAUUUGGACCCAUUGUCACUGAAGACCGACUUCCCACAAUGGGCUGAAGAAAAUUAGUUGUGAAAUAGUCUUCCUCUUUUAACUAAAAAAGGAAGUAACAUAUUCUAUAUAGUUUUUUUCCAUGGCUUAGCUUUAUAGAGUACACAACCUGUGGCAAUAUGUAUGACAUUAUUUUGUGUUUCGCGUUUUGGAUGAUCUGGAUUUAUGUGGCUUCAUUUUGGAAUCAUCAGUGGACUAAUGAGGACCAACCAAAGUGGUGUUUCUAACAGAAGGGGGAGGAGUCAAGCAAAGAUGGUUUUCCAAAGAAGGAUAUGCAAGAUAUGGACUAUACAUUUAAUAGCCCUGUCUGGACGUUCAAUCCUGAUCGGUUUGGGAAAGACUUGCUGUAUUAUGGGCAUUUUGUUUUUAUGUUUGGUUGCCUGGUAAAUAUUUCCAUAAUAUGAUGUAUGAAAGUCACUGUAUAAAGGGACCCAAUACAUACACACAUGGACUCACAGACACUGUAAUGGAUGGAUACAUGUCUUUCACCACUUGAAUCCUUUACAUUUUAGUAAUUAUGAUUGUCAACACUGUUUAUGAUGCUUAUGCUUUCUACUUAUUUAUUACUCUAUUUAAGCAAGUAAUCCAAUUGUAACAUCUUAUCAAGAAAGGCUGAAUAGGAAGAUAAAUAAGAAAAACUGUAGGUGCACUAAUGAAAUUGGAUCUCUGGUUUACAAUAAGUUUCACUUAUGUUAAAAUAACUAUAUUCAUUUAUUGCUUUUUCUGUCAUGAGAAUUCUUGUAAGAGUCUUGUGUGGCUUGCAGUAAUCUUAGGAGUUCUUUCAAAUGGAAUGUUAUCCAAUUGGUAAGUCUUACACUUAAAUAAAGUUGUACUGUAUUUUCUGCAUGCGGACUAAAAUGGACAACAAAGACAGUGUAUUGAGGUUAAUGUUCCGGAAUGUAGGCCUCUUCGACUUCCUUCGCACUUUGUGAUCCCCAUAAGGAAUACAGAAUUCAAGGUUAGCACACUUUUAAAAAAGCCUUCAUUUUUCUUAGUAAAGCCACUUUUGGGACUAUGUUCACACAACGGACAACCAGAAAACCCUCAUACUUGACUGUAUUGUUCCUUUCAGACAGGAAUUAGGCCUACUUAUUUCUGUGUCAUUGUAAUUUCUGUUGUCUGUAACUCUGACAGUGCCAUAUUUUACUUUAUUGUUUAUAAAUCCGGAUGAAAAGUGCAAAAUACUGUGUUUGGAAGGAUAACUGUACUGCAUGCAAUUUCUAUACAAAGCUAUGACACAUAGAUUGUGACAUCCAAUAUGACAUUGACAUGUUUUCCUGUCGACAAUCUGUCCAUACUUUCUGUCUGUUUGCUAUUUUGUAGAACUGGUAAUAAUUGUCAGACUAACAUUUGAUGACAAGAAAGGCUAUAUUGGUCAGCUGACCUUCUUUAUAAGAUAACGUUUGAAUUGUUCCUUCUGAACUCUUUCCUGAGGCCCAUGCGUUUCCAGUCUGACCUUUUGAGUGGACUUAUCUGUCUCCUAUCCCUAAUGCACAACUCAUUCCAAACCUCUCACGUCAGCAGGGAGACUGAUCUAUGAUGUAUUAAACCCUAAACCAUCUACCACAUAUUUUGAAUAUUUUGGGACACCCACACAGAACACAGUGCCCCCCUCCGCUUUUCAUUGUGGGCUACCAUCUCUUUACCUUGCUCUGUCUGUCCUUGCUGUAGCUCCCCUACACCACACUCCUCACUCUCUCUCUUGCUCCCAUCUCAAUCUCUUGUUCCAUCUCGCCACAACCUGGCAACCAUCUUUGACAACCAAAGCUUCUUCUCCCUUUCCCUCAUCUCUUUAGUCUAUUCCCAGAGACAAUGUCAGCCAGGAGGCGUGUAUUAAUAUCCCCAGAGGGGUACAUAGCUGGCAUAGUCCCUCCCCUGACCCUCUCCUAUGGUCCCCUGUGCCCACAAACUCCCCAUCCAUCACUGUGGUGUCCCCUCUACAGGCAUAGCACUGUUAGCUGGGCCCGAGUAUGGCGGCUUGGGAGAGGAACAGAGGGAGUAGGGUUACGGGGAAACUGCUAGCUACCCAUUCUCUCUCUCCAUCUCUCCUUCUCUCUCUCUCUCUCUCUCUCUCUCCCUAUCUCUCCUUCGUUCCUAAGCCAGCUAACCCGCUUCAUAAUCCAAACAGUAGAAGCUGUUGUUUUGGCAUUUGUCUUUAUCUAGGGGUAGAAAUUGGUUGGCAAUACUUAAAAUCGUAUGAAUAGUGUCACAUUUACAAUAAUAUUUGUAUGUAUUGUAAAUAAAACAUACAAAAUGCAAUUCAGAGGUUAAAAUAGAUUUGGGUGUACAUUUCUUGUAUUUGGCACGUGUGUGUAGUGUUCAUUGGGUGCAACUAUUAACAUCCAAACUAAAUGUGUUGUUGACUUUUGUGCCUUACUUUAACCUCCGCAUAUUUAACCUUUGACACCUAACCAUGGCUAUGUUAGCCUUGCUUGGCACACUGUGUCUGCUCCCUUCUCUCUGUGACCAUGGCUGCCAAGUUAGCCUGUUAAAAUGAACAUACUAAAAUAAUAGAGUUCUCAUUGCAAAGGUCCAGAACAUGAACAGCUGCUGUUGAAUAGUAACAUAAGGCUAUGAACUAUUAAGAAAUUCUCAAAGGAAGGAAGGUUUUUUUUUUUUACUGAACUAUAGGAACCCUGCUAUCAUUCCCACCUGUCUUUUCAGGAUUCAGACCAUUCAUAUUGCCUACACGGCUUCCUACAAUAUAAAGGAAACAAUGAAACAAUAUAUAUAACAGUGGUAAGGGUGUGCCCUGCUGUGUUAUUGGAGUGUCUACCAUCCUUAGCGACAAAAAUGUGACCUCUGUGUGACUGACAGAAAUAGAAGUGUCUCUUUGUUUUAUGAUGGCUUCUGUCUCUCUGAAUCCUUCUCAUUCUUCCUCUUGCAAUGCACUUCUCUCUUAUUCCAUUUAAUUCUUUAGCAUGCACACAACAUGAAGAGAACAUGUGACAUUAAGAUAAUGUAAAGUGAAAGAUGCUACCGUAGAUUAUGUAAAAAGAUGAACAGAGAAAAUUGUACUAGACAUUGUUUUAUACUAAUGAAGAAGAUGAUAAUACUGUGUGGGUACAGACACAGUUUUAGCUAGGGUUCGAUUAUUUUUUUAAAUAGGGGUGGCCAUGAGGAUUAGGGGAGGGUCAAGAGGGAGGGCUCUUUCAAGGGGAGGGGCCAUACUCUUUCUGUGAAAUAAAUGCUCUCUCUUGAUCCUGGACUGAGUUUGGUCUCCCCUCUUACCUCUCUGCCUUCCUCCCCCCCCUUUCUCUCUCUCUUUCUCAGUUGUUCAGGAACCAACUCAACCUCCUUCCCACCAGUGAGCCACUCUCUCGUUCUCUUUUGUCUUUGAGUUUUGUUCUUUAAAGUAAAAGCCAAACGAAAAGCAGUAAAAAUGGAAGCCGUCAAGAAGAAGAUGCUGAUGCUGAAACUGGAUAAG